This is a messenger RNA of Alligator mississippiensis (American alligator), 3804 nucleotides long. RefSeq names its product leucyl-tRNA synthetase 1 (gene LARS1). NCBI's taxonomy places the organism in Eukaryota, Metazoa, Chordata, Crocodylia, Alligatoridae. Gene Ontology annotation, molecular function: aminoacyl-tRNA deacylase activity; leucine-tRNA ligase activity; ATP binding. Gene Ontology annotation, biological process: leucyl-tRNA aminoacylation. The coding region runs from base 98 to 3631 and encodes 1177 amino acids. The record is from RefSeq and is a predicted model, not a curated record. The transcript has 32 exons.
GCGGGCUGAUUUAGAACCACACUUCCCGUCGGGCCUUGCGGUGGCGGCCUGGCUCGGCAGCUUGCUGCGGCGUGGAGGAGUUUCGGGAGGCGGCGGCAUGGCGGAACGGAAAGGGACAGCAAAAGUAGACUUUCUGAAGAAAAUUGAAAAAGAAAUCCAGUGCAAGUGGGAUGAUGAACGAGUGUUUGAGUUCAAUGUAUCUGAUUUGGGGAGCCAGAGAAGCAAAGGGAAGUACUUUGUCAGCUUUCCAUACCCAUAUAUGAAUGGUCGCCUUCAUCUAGGACACACGUUUUCCUUAUCUAAAUGUGAGUUUGCAGUUGGAUAUCAGAGACUAAAAGGAAAGAAUUGCCUGUUCCCCUUUGGUUUGCAUUGCACUGGCAUGCCCAUUAAGGCCUGUGCAGACAAGCUGAAAAGGGAAAUGGAACUGUAUGGCUGCCCUCCUGAGUUUCCUGAUGAAGAGGAGGAAGAGGAAGAAGCUUCUGUUAAGAAAGAGGAGGAAGUAGUCAUUAAAGACAAGGCAAAAGGCAAAAAGAGUAAAGCUGCAGCCAAGACUGGCUCUUCUAAAUACCAGUGGGGAAUUAUGAAGUCUUUGGGUCUCUCUGAUGAAGAAGUAGUGCAUUUUUCUGAGGCUCAGCAUUGGCUUGAUUACUUCCCACCUCUUGCUAUCCAGGACCUGAAGAGUAUGGGGUUGAAGGUGGAUUGGAGACGUUCUUUCAUUACUACUGAUAUUAACCCUUAUUAUGACUCAUUUGUACGAUGGCAAUAUUUAAAGCUGAAGGAAAGAAAUAAAAUCAAGUUUGGGAAGCGAUACACAAUUUAUUCUCCAAAAGAUGGACAGCCUUGCAUGGAUCAUGACAGACAAACUGGGGAGGGUGUUGGACCUCAAGAAUACACCCUAAUAAAAAUGAAAGUGCUAGAACCUUACCCUGUGAAGCUUAGUGGCCUUAAAGGAAAAAAUAUCUUCUUGGUGGCUGCAACUCUCAGACCAGAGACCAUGUUUGGACAGACCAACUGUUGGGUUCGUCCAGAUAUGAAGUACAUCGGCUUUGAGACUGUGAACGGGGAUAUUUUCAUCUGCACCCAAAGAGCUGCGAGGAACAUGUCUUACCAGGGCUUUACAAAAGAUAAUGGAGUGGUACCUGUUGUCAAGGAGCUCAUGGGAGAGGAAUUUCUUGGAGCUGCACUUUCUGCCCCUUUAACUUCCUACAAAGUUAUCUAUGCUCUUCCUAUGCUCACCAUUAAAGAAGAUAAAGGUACUGGAGUGGUCACAAGUGUCCCCUCUGAUGCUCCUGAUGAUAUUGCAGCCUUGAGGGAUUUGAAGAAAAAACAGGCCCUAAGGGGGAAGUAUGGCAUUAAAGAUGAAAUGGUUUUGCCAUUUGAGCCGGUGCCUAUCAUCGAAAUCCCAGGCUAUGGCAGUCUUUCUGCUCCAUUGGUCUGUGAUGAACUGAAAAUCCAGAGCCAGAAUGACAGAGAGAAACUUACUGAGGCCAAGGAAAGAGUGUACCUGAAAGGAUUUUAUGAGGGAAUAAUGUUGGUGGAUGGGUUCAAGGGACGAAAAGUUCAAGAUGUCAAGAAAGUUAUUCAGAAGAUGAUGGUGGACAAUGGUGAAGCAAUGGUUUAUAUGGAACCUGAGAAACAAGUUAUAUCUAGAUCUGCAGAUGAAUGUGUGGUUGCUCUUUGUGACCAGUGGUAUCUCGAUUAUGGUGAAGUAAACUGGAAGAAGCAGGCAUCUGAGUGUUUGACAAAUCUAGAGACAUACUGUGAAGAAACAAGAAGGAAUUUUGAAGCUACUUUGGCUUGGUUGCAGGAACAUGCUUGCUCAAGGACAUACGGCUUAGGUUCUCGUUUGCCUUGGGAUGAGCACUGGCUCAUAGAAUCUCUCUCUGACUCUACUAUCUACAUGGCCUAUUACACAGUAGCUCACCUGUUGCAAGGAGGGGACUUGCGUGGACAAGGAGAAUCUCAGCUGGGCAUCAGGCCUCAUCAGAUGUCCAAAGAAGUCUGGGAUUACAUCUUCUUCAGCAAAGCUCCAUUUCCCAAGACAGACAUUCCAAAGGAAAAGUUGGACAAGCUCAAGGAUGAGUUUGAAUUUUGGUACCCUGUGGAUCUGCGAGCGUCUGGCAAGGAUCUUGUUCCAAAUCAUCUGUCAUACUACCUCUAUAACCACGUAGCCAUGUGGCCAGAUGAAAGAGACAAGUGGCCUGUAGCUGUGAGAGCAAAUGGACAUCUCCUCCUGAAUUCUGAGAAGAUGUCUAAAUCUACAGGCAACUUCCUCACCCUGAAUCAAGCUGUGGACAAGUUUUCUGCAGAUGGCAUGCGUCUGGCACUGGCUGAUGCUGGAGACACUGUUGAAGAUGCCAACUUUGUAGAAGCCAUGGCAGAUGCUGGUAUUCUCCGUCUUUACACCUGGGUAGAAUGGGUGAAGGAAAUGCUGGCAAACAAGGACAGUUUAAGAAAUGGACCUGCCAACACCUUCAAUGACAGAGUCUUUGCCAGUGAAAUGAAUGCAGGCAUACUGAAGACAGAUCAAAAUUAUGAGAAAUUGAUGUUUAAGGAAGCUCUGAAAACUGGCUUCUUUGAAUUCCAGGCAGCAAAAGAUAAGUACCGGGAACUAGCAAUAGAAGGAAUGCAUAAGGACUUGGUAUUUCAGUUCAUUGAAGUUCAGACACUGCUGUUGGCUCCCAUUUGCCCCCACUUAUGUGAGCACAUCUGGUCACUGCUGGGAAAGCCUGACUCCAUCAUGAAAGCUUCAUGGCCAGUAGCUGGUCCUGUGGAUGAUAUCUUAAUCCGCUCUUCCCAAUACCUCAUGGAAGCAGCUCACGAUCUCCGUCUCCGUCUCAAGAACUACAUGACACCAGCUAAAGGAAAGAAGGGUAGCAAGGAAGCACCCCAGAAACCUUCUCAUUGCACCAUCUAUGUAGCAAAGAACUACCCACCCUGGCAACACAACACCUUGUCAGUCCUGCGCAAACACUACCAGGUCAAUGGAGGACAGUUGCCAGAUAACAAAGUAAUUGCCAUGGAGUUGAACACCUUGCCAGAGCUGAAGAAAUAUAUGAAGAAGGUUAUGCCUUUUGUUGCCAUGAUUAAGGAGAAUCUGGAGAAGAAGGGGCCACAGGUCCUUGACCUGGAGCUGGAAUUUGAUGAACGGGCAGUGCUCAUGGAGAAUAUUGUCUAUUUGACAAAUUCCCUAGAGCUGGAUCACAUUGAAGUGAAGUUUGCUUCUGAGGCAGAAGAUAAAAUAAAAGAAGAUUGCUGUCCUGGAAAACCAUUUUCCACAUUCAGAAUGGAACCCAGUGUAUCUGUAUUUUUGGUGAACCCCCAGCCAUCAAAUGGCCACUUCUCUACAAAAAUCGAGGUCAGGCAAGGAGAUAGCAGAGAUGCAAUAAUUAGGCGCUUAAUGAAGAUGGACAGAGGAAUCAAAGAUCACUCCAAAGUGAAGCUCAUGCGAUUUGAUGAUCCUGUACUGGGCCCCCGUCGUGUUCCCGUCCUUGGAAAGGAAGAUGCAGAGAAAACUCUGAUUUUAGAGCAAGCUGUCUUCAAUGUUGACCUGGCUGAGAAACGUAUUUACAUCACUGAGAACGGCCUGACAAAGGAUAUUGGUGACACAGUUGUCUAUUUAGUACAUUAAAUUGUGGACAGCACUGACUUGAUCCCUGGUUAAUGACAUUUUUAACCUUACAGAAUGGCUUCAUCCAUAACGGACCAAGACAAGUGUCGCUUCUUAAAAGAUAUCUACUUUUGCAUGUAGGCUUGCCCCAUAUUCUUUUAAACUUGUGUAUAAUAAACAUAUUUUCUUCCCGC